Camellia sinensis is the source of this 2492-nucleotide messenger RNA. RefSeq names its product Pentatricopeptide repeat (PPR) superfamily protein. Gene Ontology annotation, molecular function: protein binding. NCBI's taxonomy places the organism in Eukaryota, Viridiplantae, Streptophyta, Magnoliopsida, Ericales, Theaceae. The record is from RefSeq and is a predicted model, not a curated record.
GUAAUUUACCCUAAUAAUAAUUGGUCUCCGUCCGUUAAAAAACACCCUUCCCGAGCUUCCCUGUUAUCCCUCCACCCUCCAUUUUUGUACAUUUCUCCUGCUUCUUCUCUCUGAAUUCUGCAAGAUAGCAAGCAAGCAAGGAAACCCAUUGUUACCAGACCAUGAAAACUCUCAAAUCCAUUGAUCUCAGGACACUCAAGCCCCACAAGCUCACAACUGCCUUCUCCACAAACCAAGGUCAGUCCUCUUCUUCACUUUCUCUCUCUAAACCAUCCCAACACACCCUCACUCCACCUUCAACCCUUGAACCCCCCAAUACCCCACCCAUAACCCCACACUCCUUACAAGAAUCAAUCUUGUCUUCUCAGUGGCAUUUCAUCAAACACGUUUCACCCAAUCUCACCCCCACCUUAGUCUCAACAGUCCUUCAUAAUCUCCGUGCAAACCCAGACCUCAUUCUCAAAUUCAUCGACCAAAUCGAACCUCACCGCCUCAACAUUCAAUACCAUUGCAUCGCCAUUGCCAUAAUCUCUCGCCUUCCAUCGCCCAAACAAGCUCUGCAACUAAUAAAGAACGUAUUUAACUUCCGGGUUUCCACGAAUAGGGAGAUUUUCGAUGAGUUAGUGGGUGCCCGAGAGCGAUUAGAUAUAUCGAGCUCAAUUGUGUUUGAUUUGUUAAUUAGGGCGUUUUGUGAAUUGAAGAGAGCUGAUGAGGCGUUAAAGUGCUUUUAUAUGAUGAAAGAUAAGGGUAUAUUGCCCAAGAUUGAAACUUGUAAUGAUAUGUUGAGUUUGUUUCUGAAAUUGAACCGGACAGAGACAGCGUGGGUUUUGUAUGCCGAGAUGUUUAGGUUGAAGAUUAAUUCAACUGUGUACACUUUUAAUAUAAUGAUCAAUGUAUUGUGUAAAGAAGGGAAAUUAAAGAAGGCUAAAGAAUUUAUUGGGUACAUGGAGGGUUUAGGGUUUAAACCAAAUGUUGUUACUUACAAUACCAUCAUUCAUGGGUAUUGUUGGAGGGGGAACCUUGAAGGGGCUCGUCGGCUUUUUGAGGUAAUGAAAGCUAAAGGGAUCAUGCCAGAUUCGUAUACAUUUGGUUCACUUAUUAGUGGUAUGUGUAAGGACGGAAGGGUUGAGGAGGCAUCUGUGUUUCUUGAGAAAAUGGAGGAAAAUGGAUUGUUUCCAACUGCUGUGACAUAUAAUGCUUUGAUUGAUGGAUAUUGCAACAAAGGGAACUUGGAAAGGGCUUUUAGUUAUAGGGAUGAGAUGGCAAAGAAAGCCAUAAUGCCAACUGUGUCCACGUAUAAUUUGUUUAUUCAUGCACUAUUUAUGGAAGGUAGGGUCGUUGAAGCCGAUGAUAUGAUAAACGAAAUGGAAGGAAAAGGAAUGGCUCCGGAUGCCAUCACGUAUAACAUAUUGAUCAAUGGGUAUUGUAGGUCUGGCAAUGCAAAGAAAGCUUUCAACCUGCAUGAUGAGAUGCUUAGUAGAGGGAUUCAGCCUACACGGGUUACUUACACAUCUCUUAUAUACGUUUUGAGCAAGCAGAAUAGAAUGAAGGAAGCAGAUAACUUAUUUAUGAAGAUAAUGGACAAAGGUGUUUUGCCAGAUGUUAUAAUGUUCAACGCACUGAUUGAUGGGCACUGUGCCAAUGACAAUGUGGACCGUGCACUUUGCCUUUUGAAGGAGAUGGAUAGGAUGAAGGUUCCUCCCGAUGAAGUGACAUACAACACUUUAAUGCAGGGUCAUUGCAGAAAGGGUAAAGUUGAAGAAGCUCGUGAGCUUCUUGAUGAGAUGAAGAGAAGGGGGAUUAAACCAGAUCACAUCAGUUACAACACCCUCAUUAGUGGGUACAGUAGGAGAGGUGAUAUAAAGGAUGCCUUUAGAGUUCGAGAUGAGAUGUUAAGUAUAGGAUUCAAUCCAACCCUUCUCACUUACAAUGCACUAAUACAAGGCUUAUGCAAAAACCAGGAGGGAGAUCAUGCAGAAGAGCUCCUCAAAGAAAUGGUUAGCAAAGGCAUUACCCCUGAUGACAGCACAUAUUUUACUUUAAUUGAAGGGAUAGGCAAAGUUGAGAAGUUUAUGGAAAGUAAUGGACUGUGAUCAAGUUUGUUUGCCAAUAAUUCUACCUGUGGCAGAAAGAGAUGUUCCUGAAGUGUUUUCGUCUGGAAUAUUUUUGUUUAGAAACUUUGAAUACAAGCCAAAGGAAAUCUUCUGCCCAGAUCUCACACCAUUGGAAAAUUCUGAAAGUAGACAUGGAAAACUAGAAAGAGUUUCAUAAAAGCCUUACAUCGGCUAUGCACAUGCUUCAUUGUAUGGUUCUACAAGCUUCUUUUCAUUUUUAUGCUUUGUAGGAGUGUAUAUGUCUACUCUGUAUUUUAAAGAUGUUUGAAUUUUGAAAAUUUUAUAGAGCAUACUCAUGCCUAAGGGCUAAGAGUGAAUAUCUGGAGAAAAAACAAUGCUGAAAGGUUUUUAUAAAUUUUGCCUGUGGUAAUUCUUGUC